Molecule: messenger RNA, 972 nt
Organism: Dovyalis caffra
Lineage: Eukaryota; Viridiplantae; Streptophyta; Magnoliopsida; Malpighiales; Salicaceae
Source: the annotation of a GenBank genome assembly
AUGGGCGGCCCCAGCCACGAUUCUUCCGAUUUCUUCACCGACAAAUCGGCAAAAAUCUUCGUGGCGGGCCACCGCGGUCUAGUCGGCUCCGCAAUUGUACGCAAGCUACAAUCCUUCGGCUUCACCAAUCUCGUCCUUCGGUCCCACUCCGAGCUCGAUCUCACUCGCCAAUCUGACGUGGACUCCUUCUUCGCUGCCGAGAAGCCCCAAUUUGUAAUCCUAGCCGCCGCUAAAGUCGGUGGAAUCCACGCUAACAAUACUUACCCUGCCGAUUUCAUUGCCAUAAAUCUCCAGAUCCAAACUAAUGUGAUUGACUCCUCAUUUCGCCACGGAGUUAAGAAAUUGUUAUUUUUGGGAUCUUCUUGUAUUUACCCUAAGCUAGCACCGCAGCCUAUUCCUGAAAAUGCACUGCUUACUGGGCCUUUAGAGCCUACGAACGAGUGGUACGCGAUUGCCAAGAUUAGUGGGAUUAAAAUGUGUCAGGCUUAUAGGAUUCAGUAUAAUUGGGAUGCUAUUUCUGGAAUGCCGACAAAUUUGUAUGGUCCAAAUGAUAAUUUUCAUCCGGAAAAUUCUCAUGUUUUGCCGGCAUUGAUGAGGAGGUUUCACGAGGCGAAGGUGAAUCAGGCGAAUGAAGUGGUGGUUUGGGGAACUGGGAGUCCGUUGAGGGAGUUUUUGCAUGUUGAUGAUUUGGCUGAUGCGGUGGUGUUUUUGAUGGAGAAGUAUAGUGGGUUGGAGCAUUUAAAUGUGGGGAGUGGCAAGGAGGUUACUAUAAAGGAGUUGGCAGAGUUAGUGAAGGAGGUUGUAGGGUUUGAAGGGGAGCUUGUUUGGGAUACAUCGAAGCCAGAUGGGACUCCGAGGAAGUUAAUGGAUAGUUCUAAGUUGUUGGGAUUGGGUUGGACGCCAAAGAUUUCGCUUAAGGAUGGACUUGUUGAUACUUAUAAGUGGUAUGUGGAGAAUGUCGUAAAGCAAUGA